AUGCCUAUCACAGGUGUCUACUUCAUCCCUUCAAACCCAAACGCCUCAACAGCCCUGCAAUUAGUAACAGAGCGCCUUCGCGCCGCCUUCCCAAAUGAAGAACUAACUCCAAUCGGCCGCUGGGGUCUGGAGCAAAAGCUGCUCCGUGACACCCCAGGCCUACUCCCCGCGUCCUCAAACUCAAACAAGAAACCCCCAAAUCCACGCUACAUGCAAUUCCUCUCAUUAACCCACUACCCAACCCACGGUUUCAUCUACACCUCAGAGGCCGAGAAACCAGCCCCAGCACCAAAUCAAAACCAAAAUUCAGCAGCCGCGCCUGCUCCCAUAGAUGGCAUCGCGCCGGACCAUUCCCCUUCCCCAUCAAUGGUCAUGACAACUGUUCCCCCCGCGUCAUACGGAACCCUCUUCCAGCACUUUACCUACGCCUGUCAACCCUUCUGGGCCCACCGGCUUACUCUAGCUGUCCCGAACGGGAUCGUCUACGAGGUUGGUGACUUCCGUGUGCGUCUUGGUGACGUGCGGCAGACGUUCCCGACAGCGCGGGUGCGUGGUACGGUCAUUGAGGUCGAAUGGCGCGGUCCAUCGGUUGUGGAGGCGAUUCCUGUGGGCCGGGGAAAUGGGUCAUUCGGUGCUGCUGGAGGUGACGGUGAUGUGGAUGUUGAAGCUACGAGCAUCGACCUCGCUAGAUCUGCGAUCGAGGAGUCGGAUAUCGAUGCGGAGUAUGCGGCGACCGCGUCGCUGAUUCGAGAGUUUUGGGGGAGAUUGGGCGUUGAAGCUCGGGAGGCAAUUCUUAUACCGAAUGUUGGGAUGGAAGUUAAGGACCGACUGAGGAGGUGGAAGAAGGCUGAGUCCGGGGCUGAUGCUAGGGUUGAUACUAAUGGCGAUGGGGUUGGCUCUGUGGUUGGUGAGCGUGCUGAGGAGGAUCCUGAUCCGUGGUCUGGAGCGGAUGUUGCGAGGCAAUUUAUGGAGGUUUUGAGGUUUAAUCGAUAG
This is a messenger RNA of Penicillium coprophilum, 993 nucleotides long. RefSeq lists its product as uncharacterized. The record is from RefSeq and is a predicted model, not a curated record. NCBI's taxonomy places the organism in Eukaryota, Fungi, Ascomycota, Eurotiomycetes, Eurotiales, Aspergillaceae. The coding region runs from base 1 to 993 and encodes 330 amino acids. The transcript is spliced from 2 exons. Gene Ontology annotation, biological process: regulation of transcription by RNA polymerase II. Gene Ontology annotation, cellular component: mediator complex. Gene Ontology annotation, molecular function: transcription coregulator activity.